Molecule: messenger RNA, 1549 nt
Organism: Octodon degus (degu)
Lineage: Eukaryota; Metazoa; Chordata; Mammalia; Rodentia; Octodontidae
Gene: Runx2
Product: runt related transcription factor 2
Exons: 7
Coding region: 16-1485 (489 amino acids)
Biological process (GO): hemopoiesis; neuron differentiation; regulation of cell differentiation
Cellular component (GO): nucleus
Molecular function (GO): DNA-binding transcription factor activity, RNA polymerase II-specific; RNA polymerase II cis-regulatory region sequence-specific DNA binding; ATP binding
Source: RefSeq, a predicted model, not a curated record
UAACUCGGGGCUGUGAUGCGUGUUCCCGUAGAUCCGAGCACCAGCCGGCGCUUCAGCCCCCCCUCCAGCAGCCUGCAGCCGGGCAAGAUGAGCGACGUGAGCCCCGCGGUGGCCGCGCAGCAGCAGCAACAGCAGCAGCAGCAGCAGCAGCCGCAGCAGCAGCAGCAGGAGGCGGCGGCCGCCACAGUGCCGCGGUUGCGGCCGCCGCACGACAACCGCACCAUGGUGGAGAUCAUCGCCGACCACCCGGCCGAGCUCGUGCGCACCGACAGCCCCAACUUCCUGUGCUCUGUGCUGCCCUCGCACUGGCGCUGCAACAAGACCCUGCCGGUGGCCUUCAAGGUGGUAGCCCUAGGAGAAGUACCAGAUGGGACUGUGGUUACUGUCAUGGCGGGAAACGAUGAAAAUUAUUCUGCUGAGCUCCGAAAUGCCUCUGCUGUCAUGAAAAACCAAGUAGCAAGGUUCAACGAUCUGAGAUUUGUGGGCCGGAGUGGACGAGGCAAGAGUUUCACCUUGACCAUAACAGUCUUCACAAAUCCUCCCCAAGUAGCCACCUAUCACAGAGCUAUUAAAGUUACAGUGGACGGACCCCGGGAACCCAGAAGGCACAGACAGAAGCUUGAUGACUCUAAACCUAGUUUGUUCUCUGACCGCCUCAGUGAUUUAGGGCGCAUUCCUCAUCCCAGUAUGAGAGUAGGUGUCCCGCCUCAGAACCCACGGCCCUCCCUGAACUCUGCACCAAGUCCUUUUAAUCCACAAGGACAGAGUCAGAUUACAGACCCCAGGCAGGCGCAGUCGUCCCCGCCCUGGUCCUAUGACCAGUCUUACCCUUCGUACCUGAACCAGUUGACACCCCCGUCCAUCCACUCCACCACCCCGCUGUCUUCCACGCGGGGCACUGGGCUUCCUGCCAUCACCGACGUGCCCAGGCGAAUUUCAGAUGAUGACACUGCCUCCUCUGACUUCUGCCUCUGGCCUUCCCCUCUCAGUAAGAAGAGCCAGGCAGGUGCUUCAGAACUGGGCCCUUUUUCAGACCCCAGGCAGUUCCCCAGCAUUCCGUCCCUCACUGAGAGCCGCUUCUCCAACCCACGAAUGCACUACCCAGCCACCUUUACUUAUACCCCGCCAGUCACCUCAGGCAUGACCCUCGGCAUGUCUGCCACCACCCACUACCACACCUACCUGCCACCACCCUACCCCGGCUCCUCCCAAAGCCAGAGCGGACCUUUCCAGACCAGCAGUACUCCGUAUCUCUACUAUGGCACUUCGUCGGGAUCCUAUCAGUUCCCCGUGGUGCCAGGGGGAGACCGGUCUCCCUCCAGAAUGCUCCCACCGUGCACCACCACCGCCAACGGCAGCACGCUAUUAAACCCCAAUCUGCCCAACCAGAGUGACGGGGUGGAUGCGGACGGAAGCCACAGCAGUUCCCCAACUGUGUUGAAUUCUAGUGGCAGAAUGGAUGAAUCCGUUUGGCGACCAUACUGAGAUUCCUCAGCCGUGGCCUGGUGGUAUCUGGGGCCGCACCCCGCACGUGUCAACAUAUACAUAU